Pipistrellus nathusii (Nathusius's pipistrelle) is the source of this 2829-nucleotide messenger RNA. Lineage: Eukaryota; Metazoa; Chordata; Mammalia; Chiroptera; Vespertilionidae. The record is from the annotation of a GenBank genome assembly.
AUGAAGAGCUUGAAAGCCAAGUUCAGGAAGAGCGACACCAACGAGUGGAACAAGAACGAUGACCGGCUGCUGCAGGCCGUGGAGCACGGAGAUGCGGAGAAGGUGGCCUCGCUCCUGGGCAAGAAAGGGGCCAGCGCCACCAAACAGGACAGCGAGGGCAAGACCGCCUUUCAUCUCGCUGCUACGAAAGGACACGUGGAAUGUCUCAGGGUCAUGAUUACGCACGGCGUGGACGUGACAGCCCAAGAUCCUGCCGGACACAGCGCUCUGCACCUCGCAGCCAAGCACAGCCACCCUGAGUGCCUCCGGAAGCUCCUGCAGUCUAAGUGCCCCGCCGAGAACGUCGACAGCUCUGGGAAGACAGCGUUACAUUACGCAGCGGCGCAGGGCUGCCUUCAGGCUGUGCAGGUUCUGUGCGAGCACAAGAGCCCCGUGAACCUCAAGGAUCUGGAUGGGAACAUACCCCUGCUUCUCGCAGUGCAAAAUGGCCACAGUGAGGUCUGUCGCUUUCUUCUGGAUCAUGGUGCGGAUGCCAACUCCAGGGACAAGAAUGGAAGGACUGCUCUGAUGGUGGCCUGCGAGACGGGCAGCUCCAACGUCGUGGAGGCCUUAAUUAAAAAGGGUGCAGACCCAACCCUUGUGGAUUCUCUCGGACACAAUGCCUUACAUUAUUCCAAACUUUCAGAAAAUGCAGGAAUUCAAAGCCUUCUGUUAUCAAAAAUCUCUCAGGAUGCUGAUUUAAAGACACCAGCAAAACCAAAGCAGCUGAGUGACGUGUCCUCCCCGAGGUCAAUAACUUCAACACCAAUUUCUGGAAAGGAAUCAGCAUUUUUCGCUGAACCACCCUUCCAGGCCGAGAUCAGCUCCAUACGGGAGAACAAGGACAGACUGAGUGACAGCACUACAGGUGCUGAUAGCUUACUGGAUAUCAGUUCGGAAGCUGACCAACCAGAUAUUCUUGCCCUAUUACAAGCCAAAGUUGCAUCUCUAACUUUACACAAUAAGGAAUUACAAGAUAAGUUGCAGGCCAAAACCCCCAAAGAGGCAGAAGUAGACCUGAGCUGUGACUCUUUCCAUUCCACGCACACUGACCUGGCCCCGUCUCUCGGGAAACCUCGGGAACCCUCGCCCCCCAACUCCCCGAGGCAGCCCCCCGCCGAGGGCGAUGCCAGAGGCCAGCAGCUCCCAGAGGCGCUGCGGGACCUGCAGCAGCGGCUGGAGCGCUCCGAGGCCGAGAGGCGGCGGCUGCAGGCUGAGCUGCAGGCCCGGGGGCCGGAGCCCGGGCGCCUGAACGCCACCGAGGUGUCCGAGAACGGCUCGGACCUCAGCCAGAAGCUGAAGGAGACGCAGAGCAAGUACGAGGAGGCCAUGAAGGAGGUGCUGAGCGUGCAGAAGCAGAUGAAGCUGGGCCUCGUGGCGCCUGAGGGCGUGGAUUCGUACUCGCACGUCGGGGGGCUGAGGGUCACCGAGGAGGAGGUGCGGGCGCUGAAGCAGGAGCUGCAGGCCGCCCUGGAAGAAAGCGAGAGGAACAGGGAGAAAGUGAGAGCGCUGGAGGAGAAGCUGGCGGAGAGGGAGCAGGGGCUGGGGGGCCGGCCGUCUGCGGAGGAAUACGAGGCCAUGAAGAGUUCCUAUGGCUCCGUCAUUGAGACUCUGAAUAAGGAGAAAGCCCUUCUGCUCGAGAGAUACCAGGAGGCCCAGGAAGAGAUCUCGCAGCUGAGAGAUGCUCUGCAAGGUCCGACGGCCCAGGAGCCGGGCGACGACCCCGGGGACAUGAAGGAAGCCAUGCACAGAAUGAUCGACGAGCUCAACAAGCAGGUGAGCGAGCUGUCGCAGCUGUACAAGGAGGCGCAGGCCGAGCUGGAGGACUACCGCAAGAGGAAGUCCUUGGAGGACGUGUCUGCCGUCGAGUCUGUCCCCCGCGCCGAGCACGAGCAGCUGGUGCAGGCGGCCCGGCUGGCCAGGGCGCAGGCGGAGGAGGCGCUGGCCGAGGCCAAGGCCCAGCACGCCAGGGCACUGGGCGAGCUGGCCCAGCUCAGGCAGCUGGCCGACGCCCAGAAGGAGAACUCGGUGUCCAUCUCGGAGCACCUGCAGGUGGUCACCACGCUGCGCUCGGCCGCCAAGGAGCUGGAAGGCAGGCUCGACGGCCUCCAGGAGCAGCUGGCCAGCCGGGAGGCGGAGGUGGCCACGCUGGAGAAGCAGCUGGUGGAGGAGAAGGCGGCGCUGGCCGAGGCCAUGGUGCCCAGGCCCGCCUACGAGAAGCUCCAGGCGUCCCUGGAGGGCGAGGUGAGCGCGCUGGCCUCCAAGUGGAAGGAUGCCGUGAAGGAGAAGGAGAAGGCCCAGGCGGAGGCUGCCCAGCUCAGGGGUGUGGCCGUGCAGCUGAAGAGGGAGAAGGAGACGCUUCAGAACCUCCUGAGAGCCAGAGAGCAGGAGGCCGGGGAGCUCCUGCCGAGGCUGCAGCGGGCGCAGGAGGAGCUGGCGGAGCUGCGGCGGCACUCGGAGAGCACGUCCCGGCUGGAGGAGGACAAGGACAGGAAGAUCCACGAGAUGUCAAAGGAAGUCACCAAGCUGAAGGAGGCCCUGAACAGCCUCUCGCAGUUGUCCUACUCGGCCAGCUCCUCCAAGCGGCAGAGCCAGCAGCUGGACGGGCUGCAGCAGCAGGUCAAGCAGCUCCAGACCCAGCUGGCUGAGUGCAAGAAGCAGCACCAGGAGGUCAUAUCGGUUUACAGGAUGCAUCUUCUGUAUGCGGUGCAGGGCCAGAUGGAUGAAGAUGUCCAGAAAGUUCUGAAGCAGAUCCUCACCAUGUGCAAGACCCAGGCCCAGAAGAAGUAG